Messenger RNA from Paramecium octaurelia, 1539 nucleotides. The record is from the annotation of a GenBank genome assembly. NCBI's taxonomy places the organism in Eukaryota, Ciliophora, Oligohymenophorea, Peniculida, Parameciidae.
CAAAUGGAAUCUGAAGUACCUGAGAGUUAUACUAAGGAUGAGAUCGUGUGGGCAAAGAUAAGAGGAUGUAAGUGGUAUACAUUAUUUUAGACCCCUGGUGGCCUGGAAUUAUAGCUGAAGUGAUAAAAGAUAAAUAGUCAUCAGAGCCUACAAAAUAUCUUGUUAAUUUUAUUGGAGAUAACUCACAGUAUGAUUAACCUUUGAAUAGAAGUUCCACAUUACCUUUUUAAAGUCUUGCCAAAUAUUAGGAGAAGUAUGAGGAAAUAGUUCAAAAAAUCAAGACUAAACAACUCAAAGAUUCGGUCUCAGCAGCAGAUUAAAUUUUGAAAGGGUAAUCGACAUAUGAAAGUAUUUAAAUUCUGAUAUUAGUUGAAUCAAAAAAAAUCUCUAACAAAAAGAAUUUCACUAAAACAGUCAGUAAGCGUAAGAGAACAAGAUCAUCAUCGAGUGAAGAACACAGUGGGAUAUAUGGAUCAUCUAGAAAAUCGAAGAUGGAUUCUGAGGAUAUCACGAAACCUGACAAUUUUAGUUCAGAGAUUUAAGAGUUAUUGAAAUUGAUGUCUGAGACUAAAUUGAAUCCACACUAAAUAGAAACUAAAAUAUCAAGUGUAUGAGAUAAAGUAAUUAAAAUGAUAGCUGACUCAAAUUCUUGAUUUGGAUAGACCAGACAUAAUGGAAAUAUUAUAGGGACCGAAUGGAAAAUAGUUAAUGUAGAUUCAAGCACGAUUGACUGAUAAAAAGAGUCUUUCCUAAGCCCAAGUCGAUUUUACGCAGCUCCUUGAGAAAUUGAAAUCAAUUGUAUUGAGAACGGUAAUACAGAAAUGAAAAAUCUAGUUUUUUACAGUAUUUUGAUCCGACCGAAAUCAUCCAGUAAUUGCAUUAAGUAUCAGGUCAAAAGAAGAUCACCUAAAAGUUAUUAGAGAAAUUGUCGAAUCAGCCGAAUUUCAUUUUGGAUUGUAUCAUAUAUAAAGAUGAUUUUAUAGCUGAAGAUGACAGUGAAGAGUCAGAUUCAGAGGAGAGUGAUGGGGAAAGCGAGGAGGAUGAAUCAAGUGAAGAAUCAGUGAAAAAGGGCAAAUACUAGAAGCAGAUUCCCAUUACUAAACCAAUCAUCAGAAAAAAAUACCCUUAGAAUCAAUCCCCUAAGAAAGCCAGAAAAUAGAGUCAGGAUAUUCCAAAUCCUUUGCAAAAAAACAAAGUGGUUUAGAAGAUCUCUGAGACUAUUUCUGAACAUACUGAUUAAAGUAUUCCAAAGAGGAUAAGUGAAGAUAUUGAGAGCAGGAUUAGGUUGUGUGAUUCGAAUAUGGGAUUUGUAUAUAAGAAAAAAUAUCGUACAAUUCUAGAGAAUAUUAAAGUAUGCAUGUUUCUUUAUCUUAGAAAUAAUCCAAACAAGAUAUAAUCAAUUUGUUAUAAAAUAGUUCAAAUUCAGAAUAGUUAUGGAGUAAACAUAAUUUUUAAUUUUUAGAUCUUCUGAAUGGUCAUACCCAAAGUAUGAACCAGAGCGGCAAUAAGCAAAAUGAUUAUGAAUAAUAAUAUUCAUGA